Messenger RNA from Pelobates cultripes (western spadefoot toad), 27697 nucleotides. NCBI's taxonomy places the organism in Eukaryota, Metazoa, Chordata, Amphibia, Anura, Pelobatidae. The record is from the annotation of a GenBank genome assembly.
CUCCCACCUCCGUCAUCAGCAGAGGCCGGUGUUCUAGCUGGCAGUGCCGGAGGCGGUGUAGUAUGGUUCGCAGUGCCAGCUGGGUGUCCGGACAGUCCAUGCACACAGCUCCCUCUAGGACAGGGAAGCAGGGUGGCCGCAGAUCGUGAUUCCCCUCAUUGGACCCGCUUCUCCCAGUGCCCUCAGAUGAGGGGGCAGUGCGCGGCGCCGGCUUCCUGUUAGACUGCGGAGGUGGCAGCCUGGGGAACCCAGCAAUGGAGGAGAAGUACAGCAGCAAUGUGAUGAGCAGCGGCCGGCUGGGGCCAGUGGAUAACCCAGAGUCCAGGUCACUGACUGACAAUGAUUACUGUGCAGCUGUAAUGGGGCCAUUCAUAGGGGGGGAGCACUACUUCUACAUCAGCCUAUGGGAACAGUGUGUGUGUGUUUAGUGACUGGGAGCAGUGUGUGUGUGUGUGUGUGUGUGUGUGUGUGUUUAGUGACUGGGAGCAGUGUGUGUGUGUGUGUGUUGUUUAGUGACUGGGAGCAGUGUGUGUGUGUGUGUGUGUGUGUGUGUGUUUAGUGACUGGGAGCAGUGUGUGUGUGUGUGUUUAGUGACUGGGAGCAGUGUGUGUGUGUGUUUAGUGACUGGGGAGCAGUGUGUGUGUGUGUGUGUGUGGUGGGAGCAGUGUGUGUGUGGGUGACUGGGGAGCAGUGUGUGUGUGUGUGUGUGUGUGGGAGCAGUGUGUGUGUGACUGGGAGCAGUGUGUGUGUGGUGACUGGGAGCAGUGUGUGUGUGUGGUGACUGGGAGCAGUGUGUGUGUGUGGUGACUGGGAGCAGUGUGUGUGUGUGGUGACUGGGAACAGUGUGUGUGUGUGGUGACUGGGAACAGUGUGUGUGUGAGGUGACUGGGAACAGUGUGCGUGUGUGUGGGUGACUGGGAACAGUGUGCCUGUGCGGGGUGACUGGGAACAGUGUGCCUGUGCGGGUGACUGGGAACAGUGCGCUGCCUGUGUGCCUGUGAGGCAGUGUGCAGCCUGUGCCUGUUGGGCUGACUGGGAACAGUGUGCCUGUGCGGGGCGACUGGGAACAGUGUGCCUGUGCGGGGCGACUGGGAACAGUGUGCCUGUGCGGGGCGACUGGGAACAGUGUGUGCGCGCGCGGGGCGACUGGCGGCAGUGUGUGUGUGUGUGUGCGCGCGCGCGGGGCGACUGGCGGCCGUGUCUGUGUGGGGCGACUGGUAACAGUUACUGGCGGCCGUGUCUGUGGGGUGACUGGCAGCAGUGACUGGUAACACUGUGUGGUGAAUGGCGGCAGUGUCUGUGGAUGAUGUGAGAACAUGCAGCUCUGGUCAGAUAAGGAAUCCUCAGCCCUUAGUUAACUUACACUGCCAUUACUCUUUGCCAAACACUGUCAAAUAUAUGAUAUCUUUAUCCAUCUUUUCUUGGACACGUUAUAGAUGUUAAUUGGCAGCAUGUGAAAGGUUAUGCCAUGAUCAUCACUAGUUGAAUAAAGAUACUCUUGCCCAUUUAAUAUAGUAUAUAUUUCUGUAAUACAAUUUAAAUAAUUUGUCACUGAUCAAAUUUCUAUGUUAAGAAAGGAUUGCCAGGUUUAUGCCAUGCAAAGACUUUUGGUCUCUUUCAAUAAAUUUAAGACACUCUGUUUUCUAAAAAAUGUGUCUUAAAUUUAUGAUAGCUCACUGCCAACCUAUAUGUCAUACCAUAUUUUUGUCAGUACAUAAUAAGAUUAUAGCUACUUUCAGCAGGGGCCUCCUAAUGUUGUGUUUCAGAUUUUUAAUUGCUGUUUAUGUCCCCAAUAUAAUUUGCUGCAGAACUGGCAUUUUAUAAAGUAACAUUAGCGUAAGUGAUUUUUGUACUAUAUUUCUUGUAUUUAUAUUUUGUCAAAUAGAGUAGUAAUGUAUGUUUAUUGGGAAGGCCAGGGAACUAGGCAGUAUUAUUUAUUAUUACAGCUGCUGGCAUUAAAUAGUUUGAAUGACUUUAUAUUACAUUGCUAACAAUUUCUUUUUGCAGGUUGACCAGGUACAUAGCACUUCUCUGCUUCACCAAGUUCUUAAAGGCCCUGGGUGUCUUUGAGUCGUAUGAUCUACUUAAAGUUGUUCAUAUUGUACAGUUCAUCUUUAUAUUAAAAUUAGGGUAAGUACACUUGCUGUCCUUUGGAGCUCACAUUUAUAAUGAUUGUUCAUUGUUUUCCAUGCUCUCCAAUAUGUCACUAGAAAUAGGUAGACCGAUAGAAAUGUAUAUAUCUAUAGAGAGAGAUUUUGAAAUGUAACAUAUGUAAAACUAGCAAACUAUGUAACUUCUUUGUAUCACACAUAGGCAUUGCAUAGUUGGAAUGUACUGAUUUGCUUCAAAUGUCUGGUUCAUUUAUAUAUUCACAGUGCACAAAGCCGUUAUUAUUGUACAUAUUUUCAUGUAAUGUUUCUCUCUACAGGUCUGCAUUUUUUAUGGUUUUGUUUCAAAAGCCAUUUACGUCUGGGAAGAACAUUACAAGACGCCAGGUUGGUUGUUCUAUCAUUUCUUCGUUUAAAAAAAAAAAUAAAAAAAAUUGUAUGUAUGUAUGUAUAUAAUUUUUUGAAAGGACACUCGCCAUUCACCUACACAAUUUACAUAAAUUGUAUAGCUUUUGGCCUAGACAAUUACAAGUAUUGAUUUGUAUGCUUAAUUUGUUAGGUUUGUGCAACAUAAAUGUUUUGCAGAAUUCUGCAUAUUAAUACAGACCCACCUCUCCCAUUUUAAAAAACAUCUCUCUUGAUGGUUACGGUAGCGGAUAUGAUGUCACAUUACCUACAGAUUGACAGGCAGAUGUCUGAUUAUUAAAAUUCCUUUACUAUGUGUCUGUUUCUUUGCAGUGGAUCAGUAUUGUAAAACAUGCCCUGGUCAGCUGUAUUAUUUCACUCCUUUGGUUCUUUGGCCUCACUCUCUGCGGGCCUCUAAGGUAAUCAUUUUUGUUUUUGCUAUUAUAUGUAAAUUUUACUGUUUGCAUUUUUCUGUGCAUGUAAAUAUGUGGAAGAUCAAAGGUUUACUCCAAGCACCAUGACCACUUCAGUGAUUUCAAGUGCUCAUGGUGCCUGGAGUCUGUAUGUGCAGAGUUUCUAAAUGAAAUGCUUUACUUACUGAGUGUAACCCCUUUGCUUCCAAAUGUGUACCUCCACCUCUGCAAGCAUCAUUGGUGCCUUAGUCAGCCUAGAACAAGAGGCUGGCUAAUAUCAGUUCUGUCCAUGUCACCUGUCAUAGAGUAUGCCUGAUGGAACCCAGGUGUGUGUGUGUGUAAAUCAUUGCAAAAUGGUUUUCCCCAUUACUGGGAAACUGGCUAUGGUCCUCUUCACAUUCUAACCCCUAAAGCAGGUUGUAGUGGUUAUGCUGCUAAGUAACCCUUUAACAAUUAGCAGGUUUUGAAAGUCUCCUUCCAAUCUCAUAUGGGAUAUCCAUUGGUUAGUAGCCCUCAUUGACUACUGUAUCUGCUGUCCAUCUUUUUUAUAAAUUUGUUGUUUCUGAACAGGAAUCUUAAGAACAUCAUUUUCUGUUUGAGCAAACACGCCACCUAAUAGUUGACGCUUUGUGACAUGAUGGUAAAUUCAAAACAUAAUGCUACAAAAUCCUGAGCAUGGACAAUGAGCAUUCUCAAACACGUCUAGUAUUCUUAGAGAGAAAGAAUACCAUUGAAUAUAUUUUUACACCCAUAAGGGCAGCGCAGAGCUAAAUUGCCAGGUUGUUCCCUUUGCAUGAGAUGCCAAAACCCCUGACAGUCAUGCGUUUCGUCUGUAUGGUGUGCCUCUGUUAAACUCCCAUCUCUAACCAGUAAGAGCACAAUGGAUUCACUAAUUGCUCCAGAUUAAGAAUUUACUAGAGCUGUGUUUCCACUGAAAUUAUUUUCAAAUCUCAGGCAUUUUAUUUAGUCUCCAAGUCUGUACAAUGCUUGAUGCUCUCGUCAAGUACCAUAGAAUGUUUCCCUUAUAGCAUGUGGACUCACGCUUAAAAUUUUUGUUUGUUUUCCAGGACCUUGCUGCUUUUCGAACACAGUGAUAUUGUUGUCGUUUCUUUGCUUACAGUGCUCUUUACUGGCUCAGGGGGUGGACCUUCCAAGGUAUGUCUGCUUUCUAGACUAUAUAUUUGAAGCAUAACAUUGUAUCAUAUCAUCUACUUUUGUGGAAAAGAUAAGUAGAAGUUACUUAAAACUUAUUAACUGAACUCCUUGUCUUUCCUCCUCCUAAUACUGAUCCCCCUCUUUCGCUCUCCCUUCAAGUGAGUGGUACCCACAUCAGUCCAUCCUUGCAAGCGUGCUGUCUUGACGUUAUAAUUGAUUCUGGCCUUACAUCCAGUCUGUUACCAAAUACUGUAUAUUCCACCUUAAAAACAUAUCCCGCAUCUGACCCUUUCUUACACAAGAUGCUACUAAGGAGCUUGUCCAUGCUCUAGUAAUCUCUUGCAUGGAUUAUUGUAACUCUCUCCUAAUAGGUCUUCCCACAAGUCAUAUUGCCCCGCUACAGUCUGUAAUGAAUGCUGCAGCUAGACUGUUUUUUUUCUCUCCUGUCGCUCCUCACACCUCUCCCCUUUGUCAGUUCUUACGUUGGCUUCCUGUAUCCUUUAGGAGUCAAUUCAAGGUACUAAUCCACACCUAUAAAGCACUGACCAAUUCUAGCCCCUCCUAUAUCUCUUCACUGAUCCACAGGUAUGCCUCUUCUCGGUCCCUCCGCUUUGCCCAUGACUUUCUCCUGUCUGCUGCUCACACCUGUACGGCCAACUCACGCUUGCAGGACUUCUCGCGGGCGGCUCCCUUCCUAUGGAAUAGCCUGCCUACGACCAUCAAGCUCUCCCCUACUCUUCAAUCUUUUAAGAAGUGCCUUAAAACCCAUCUUUUUUAGGAAAGCUUAUGGCCUUCCAGAGUAACCUCUACCUUACAUACCUGUCUCUUGCUCUCUCCGAAAGGGCAAGACUCUACUCUCUCCUCCAGCUCUGCUUCCCUCCACCUUGUUUGAUUGCUAUUUCCUGUCCUGUUGUGUUUUACGCCCCACGUGCUAUAGACUGUAAAUUCGUUUGAGCAGGGCCAUCUUCAACUCAUUGUUCCUGUAAGUUUUUGUAAUUGUCUAAUUUAUUGUUAAUUCUCCCCCUUUGAUAAUAUUGUAAAGCGCUACAGAAUAUGCUGGCGCUAUAUAAAUACCAGUAAUAAUAAUAAUAAUAAAGCAAAGCAGUAAGGCAGUCCAUCUGCUCCUUUCCACUAUGCAUGGUGUACCGUGCCGUUAUGUAUAAAAUGUUGCUGCAUCAUACACCUUGUAAGAUGUCACAUUUAGCUUUUAUAAGAGGAAACAUACCCAGCGCACGCGACAUAGACAGGACCUCCCCUUUUUUUUUUUUAUAUAUAUAAACCAGGGCACACCGCGCAACCAAGAUGUCCACGGGGGCAGUCAGGACUCUUACUCUUACACAUAGCCUCAGCACACGCCACAACCACAGCAAUUGUGAGAGAUGCCCCAGUACCCUUCUGGCACAGAACAGCCGACAGACCAGUUCAUUCUGAAAGGGUCUAACCCUUCACUACCCGCCUCUCAUUGAUCCCGCCUGUAGCAGCCCCGACACUCUGUUUUCACCAGGCCAAUCUCCACACCGCAAUGGGUCCAUAACACAGCAGCCACAGCUCCAAUGCAGGGCGCAGCAGAUCAGCUCUCCAUGGGAAAAAAGUGCCCAAAGAUAGCACCUGAGUUGUAGUCAAUCCAACCACCUCAUAUGCCCAUGAUGUAAGAUCACACGCACACACUGAGCUUUCUCAUUAUUUCUACAUGUCUCUUAAAUCUAAUGCACAUGCUCACUAUAGGACCUUACAGAUUGAUGUACCACAUGUGCAUAGUUUACAGUUACUUGUACUUGAACAAAAACUAACAGCUCCCACUGUUUAUUGGGAUGUUGUACACAUCUUAAAUGCCUCAAAAAACUAAAGAAUUAAAAAAAGGCAAAUUUUGCCUCCAGUUUUGGCCACUGUGAGGCCAUGAUGUCAUCUGCCAAUGAAGAGGCAUUGUUAUUGGCUAGGUCUGGCGUAAAUAGAGAAUCAGUUGUGGCUGGGCUUGGUGGUGUGGAAGAUGUUUCCUCUGAACGUAUGUCCUGUGUUUUUGAGAGGGAUUUGGAAUGUUUUGAUUGUUUUGGUUUUAGUUUUUCCGGAUUGUACAAAUUUCUCCAUUAUUGCGUUAGCGAAGUUUGCGUAUGGGAAAUUUCUUUAAAGUCCCGACAUGGAUUAAAAUAUAAGUCCAGAUACUGAUAUGGUGCGCAGGAUUACCUUGGCAUAUAUAGGUUUCCACUGUCCAGUAGGGAAACACAUUAAAAGAUGAAACACUAUCACCUACCUUCCUUAACCCCCUCCCCCUCAAUUGUUUAUUGUUAAUCUCCAAUAUAUUUACACAGGGUCGAUGUCUCAGACUGUAUUCCCUCCUGCAUGUAUACAUAUGUGUGCAAUAUGAAGAUAAUCUAUAAAUUUGCCCUAAAAGAACAAGAAAUGAAUAGACUCUUGUAUGAUACUUUGUAAUUGUUGCAUUUGAGAAUGUACUCCAUUGUAUCACCAUGUAUUAAUGCAUUAACCUCCAUAAAAUUUGUCAAAUUGAACCUAGGAUUUUGCCAAUAAAUUUAUUAGAACAUUAGAUACAUUUUAUUCCCUACAAAAUGCCAGUAUUUUUACUUUCCGUAGUAGUAGUAAUACGUUGAUGGCAGAGACCGAAUCUGGAUUCUAAUCCAACAAAGUGGUUGUCUUUUAAAUUGAAUUGUGCUAUAUUCCAGUAAUUCUUCCUCUUCCACAGACUCGAGGUGCUGUAUUUUUCAUUGUUGCUGUUAUUUGCCUUUUGCUGUUUGACAAUGACGAUCUGAUGGCUAAAAUUGCUGAACACCGUAUCCUUGUUUAAAGUAAUAAUAAACAAAUUAUCUUGGUUGGUCAAGACUUUUAUUUAAUGAGUGGGGGAAAAUGGUUGAAAUCAAAAUAAAUAGGAGCACAAAGCUGACUUAGCCAGGAGAACAGCUUCUCAGGGGCCGCCAUUGCUGGGCUUUAUUUCUUAAGUUAUUAAUUACCCUAUUGCCCUAAAUCAACCUCUGCAGCCAACAAUGCAAUGAGUGCAUGUUUCUUUUACUUUCUUUUAAUUGGCUCUUCUGACCUUCAUCCAUAAAACACAUGGACAGAACAUACUGCUCUCCUUCCGGUAAGUAUACACACAAUACAUGCCAUGUAAAAAUAUACUUAACAUUAUAUUUGCUGCCCUUGUGAAAUGCUUACACAUUUAAGAAAUAAUGCUAUUUAUGGCUUUGUCUGAAGUUUAACUUGUGAUGCAUUGGGGGAAUGCUUAAAGGACCACUAUAGUGCCAGGAAAACAUACUCUUUUUCCUGGCACUAUAGUGCACUGAGGGUGCCCCCACCCUCAGUGCCCCCUUCCUGCUGGGCUCUAGGGGGGAGGAAAGGGUUAAACUUACCUCUUUCUGCAGUGCCGGGCGGGGCACUCUCCUCCUACAUAGUGAUGUCAUCGGCUGAAUGCGCAUGCGCGGCAGGAGCCGUGCGCGCAUUCAGCCAGUCCAUAGGAAAGCAUUCUCAAUGCUUUCCUAUGGAUGCUGGCAUCUUCUCACUGUGAAAAUCACAGUGAGAAGCAUGCAAGCGCCUCUAGCGGCUGUCAAUGAGACAGCCACUAGAGGCUGGAUUAACCCAUUUGUAAACAUAGCAGUUUUUGAAACUAUGUUUAUAGAAAAGAGGGUUAAUCCUAGCUGAACCUGGCACCCAGACCACUUCAUUAAGCUGAAGUGGUCUGUGUGCCUAUAGUGGUCCUUUAAAGUGUUGUCAUAAGAAAAUGAAUGCUCCUGGGGUUUCCAUCUUUGUAUGAUUUCUGGCCAGUAGGUUUUUCGUGACAUUUAUUUUAAAUAAAAAUUAUUAUUAAAAUAUGUAGGAAGGCAAGGAAUUGCUCCCUACUCUACUUCAAUAAAUGUGAGUUAUUUGUAAUUAGCCUGUUACUUCCUAGUGAAGGUAGGAUACCAAGAUUGGCACAGAUUGUAAUUAAUAAACAUUAGAAACUGUAUUUAAUUUCAGUGUAGGCUUUUUUUUCUGUUAUAUGUGCAGAAAAUGCUGGGAGGGAGAAAAAGGUCUGUUUUAUACUUGGUAUGGGUGUAAUUUCUUCCUUGACUCUUGUGGAUUAGCUGAAGGACAUCAUGACAGUGCGUUAACACACUUCCUAUACACAGCUUUCUCACUCCUGGGAGUUGCUGAUCACAAGGUAAGAUGUAGUACAGCAACUGAAACUUCUCAUUUGUAUCAUUGUUUUCACUGCAAUCCUCUAUAUCAUACAUAAAAAAAGAUAAUAAAAAAAAAACUUUGACCUUUUGUCUUUUUCGAGGGACUAAUGUAUAUUUUGCAUAGACAUUAGAAGGUGACCUCUCCCGUUACGGUACAGUGUACACGUGAUUAUUGCACUAGGGUCUAUGCAAUGCUGCAGGAACAUCUAUAGAUGUCUCAUGACUAGUGAGACCAUACCUGAAUAACAGUCAUCACUUGAGCGGUGAUGGCUGCUCUUGCAAUUGGACGACAGUUGUCUUAUGGUAUCUUAGGAUUGUGGCAACGCUUUCCGCAUCAGUAUUUUAUCUUUAUCAUUUUUAUUUUUUUAUUCACUUUUCCUUUCUGCAUCAUGUGUUCUAUGUUUUCACUGCUGAAUUAUCAAUUUGGAUAUAGUGGACCUGUCGUGUUUUGUAGAGUUAUGCAAAAUAUAUGUGCAUUCAGAUAGUCACAUAAAAUAAAUAAUUGUAUGAAAAUUAUUGAAGCUGCUGCCAACUGUGGCUUUCAUCCCAUCUUUGCAACUGGCAACAUAUCGUGCCAGGAGUUACUCUUAUGUUUUUGUGCAAGAAGAACAUAUAGUUCUCUGGAGAAUAACCAGAUUUUAUUCUGAUGUUAGUAGGAACGUUUUGUGUGCACAAACAAAAUCCCUGUUGGCCAUUAAUGAUGGACAGCUUGCAAAAAUGAAAGACUUUGUCUAGUGAAAUGCAAAGAUUAAACGGACACUCCCAGCACCAUAACAGUUGCAGCUUAUCGAUAUGCUCUUUGCCUGCCACUGGGAUUUACUUUGGUAGGAUUGCUCCAAAGCCAGAAGGCAGAGAGAAGGUGCUGGGACACAUCCUGUGUCCGGUGCUCACACUAUAGUUCUGGGCUGGCUGAUGACUGGUCUGUGAUGCUGCCGGAGGUGGGGUUCUACCUGGGGCAGUUAAGGUGUUAAUCUCUGUGCACCGAUUCAAAUCGAAAUGCUGCACAUGCAGACUCCAUACACCAUGACCACUUCAAAUCAGUAAAGUGGCCAUGGUGCUUGGAGUAACACUUUUAAGUAUUGUUUAUUAUGAUGCUUCGUGUCCUGGGAAAUAUUAGCCACAUUACAACUGAAAACUCUUUUACAAAGUAUACUUUUACCUUUUACAUUUUUAAAGCAAAUCCACCCUGAAACAUUUUCCACUUUGUAAAUCAUGUUGGCAUUUCAGUUGUCAUUGGACUGCAACUCCUUCAAUUCCUAGGCAGUUAAACAACUAAGGUAAUUGUAGUUCAUUAACAGCUGGAGGCAGGCUCUUAAUUAAUUUUUAGUAUAACCAUAUUACGGCCAAUUUAUUGCAAUUUUAAAACCUUGAUGCGUAAGUAACUGUUCUAUAUAAACAGUUAACUGCACAGACUGUUUGAAUUAAUACACAUUUUCUGUUGUCAAUUUUAACCUUCUUGUUUUUGAAGUGGUCUCUAUUAAUCCAAAUCCAUCUGUUUUCUUGUUGGUUUCAGGGAGGAGUACUGUUGCUUGUGUUGGCUUUAUGUUUCAAUGUUGGUUUUCACACAGCUUCCCGAAAGCUCUCUUUAGAUAUUGGUGGAGCCAAACGUCUUCAGGCUUUGUCUCACCUUGUCUCUGUCAUAAUACUGUGCCCAUGGGUCAUCGUUCUCACUGCGACUACAGAGGUAACGGGGAGCACCUUCAUGUAUUUUACUUUUUGUGCAGGUUGUUAUUUAUAAAUUCAGGAUGUCCUGUUAUUACAUAAGUCUGUGUUAUGUCUCUUAAUAUACUGUAAAUAGGGUGAAGAGAAUAACCGUCUACAUUUCUUAAAUUGAGUUGAAGAGUUAUAAAUAUAUCUAGCACAAUAAAAUAGACACUUAAAACAUGCAAAGUAUUAUUACUUAUAACAUACAUCCAAGGUGAAAAAUCAGUAACGUGCAUAAAAUACAACUUCCAUCAAAUGUAACAUGUAGAUACUGACAGUGGUCACUCACAAGUAUAAUGCUGCAAAAAGUGUACAAAAGCACAUAUUUACCAUAACUCCGGCACCCAGUCUGCCAGUCAGCUUGGACCAAGCUGUGCUAUAAUACUUUGGGAUCAAAGUUGGUUGUCUACGCAGAAUAUAGCAUUGCAGUUAUAGAUGAAUCUAGUGCUUUGGCAACUUGCUUAAAUAAUUUGUGUCCAUCUAUACUCUUCUGAGGAAAUCUGAGAUUAAACACUUUCAGUGAGUUUUCCCAUCAGUGAUUUCAAAUUUCCUUCCAAAUUUCUAAUUGCUGUACAGGUUAUUCUGAUGAAGGGAUAGUUGGCAAGUUUUAUGGUCCUGGCUUCUUAUCCAAUAUGGAUAAAAAAGACAUUAGGGUAAAGACAUGGUGUUCUUUUUGUUUUACUUUUCCAAAACUGGACAUUCUUUUGAGCACACAUAGUAAGCCAGUUAUGUAAUUAUAAGUUGUCACAUACACAGAGUGCGCUUUUAAUCUUCCUGAUCAAUUUUAAUGACUUUGCUUUGACAUAGUGGGUCCCUUUUUGUUUAAUGUUUAUACCCUCACAUUGUCAUUCGUGCAAUGUUUAUUAAUCAUCCACUACUGCCAUUUUAAUUAGUGUAUGAUUGAUUUUUAUCAUCAUAGAGUCCAUUAAGACUUUCAAUGGUUAUUGCUUGAGAGCCCCUAUUACAGAGUAGCAGAACCAGUAGUCUGUGUUAUGCCAUUGCUCCAGAUAUUCUGUUUUUAAACAUCUUCUCCAGCAUGUUCUGGCACCAGUUUAUAGCUAUUUUAUAUGCAGUCAUUUAUGUGUUGCAUUUAAUUUGUGUAUAUAACACCUAGCAUGUUGUUUGUAUUACAGAGCAAAGUAGAGUCCUGGUCCUCUCUGAUCAUGCCUUUCACUACAGUGAUUUUCUCUGUCAUGAUUCUGGAUUUCUACGUAGAAUCAGUUUGUUCGGUUAAGAUGGAACCAUCUAAACGUGCCCGUUAUGGAUCCUUCCUGAUUUUUAUUAGUGCCCUUCUACUGGGAAAUUUCUGGACGCAUCCAAUAACUGACCAGCUUAGAGCCAUGAAUAAGCCUGCACACCAUCAGAGUACUGAGCAUGUCCUCUCUGGUGGUGUAGUAGUGAGUUCCAUUUUCUUCAUGUUGUGUAAGUAUUUAAUCUGAUAUAACAAUGUGGUUAUAUUAGUACCAUAAGCAUUGCUAGGGUGGUGGAUUUGGCGACUGAAAACCCCCUUAGUACAGGAAGUUUACAGGGCUGUAGCGUGUUAUAUUAUUUUUUACUUAUUACUUUUUUUUCCAUAACUUUACUCAAAACCGUGUGACAUAAAAAGGAAAAUCAGUACUCUAAAGCAUCACAAAACCCUUGGAGGAGUGUAUGGUGCCCCCCAUGUAACUGUCAGGAGGGUUUGCUGGGUAACAGAACUUUGCUGCACAUCCUUCAAAUAGUUAUGAAGCAUGGAUUUCAUUGAAUGUCUGGCUGUUCAGGUUUUACUUGUGUUUUGGAUAUGCUUUCAUUGAGAUCCAGAGAGCAUAACAAGCACACAUUUCUUGGGUAGAGAGAAGGGGACAUAGCAGAGAGUGGUGGGGGUAUGUCAUGACAUAUGACAUAUAUGACAUAUUCCUGCUGCCUUCUUAGUGUAGGGUUUACCGAGAUGUGUACUCCUGCAAUGUACAGAUUAUAAUAAGGCAAUGCUUUGAUUUCAAUUGUUUCAGAUGUCAAUUAAAUAUUUAGCUCCUCUUCAUUAACACAUUAAUGUAACCCCUGCCCAUGUCUUCCCCACACCCAGAAUGGACUUACUUUGGAAAACGUCCCUUAGCAGGGCACACUUCCUCCAUGAUGCCAUCUUGCUGGCUUCAUUGCCAGUGCAUCAGCAUCUGAAAGUGUGAGAAAUUAUUUUAGAGUAAUAAUCACAGCAUGUAACUGUGACAGAAAGCAGGAGAUCUACAGGAGAAAGCAGGGUUCUCUGGCUCGAAAUGUUUGAUUAGUCUCAGCUAACGUUUACAAAAGAUUUUUUGUGAAUGUCACUUGAUACAGUUCGAGUGCAAAGGAAGUGAGCAAUGGAUGGCAGUCUUUUACAACAGCUCUGAGAUGAUGUGGUUAUGGUGUAUAAGAUUAUAAGAAAAUUUGUAUGUAAAGAAACAAACAAAUUUUAAAACCAUAAGGAUGCACACUCUAAAGAGACCUUAUAGCAUAAUUCUCAGUGCGUCCAGGCUUUGUAUCUCAGAAUUUGAUCUUUCCCCUUCCAGAUUGAUAUAGUAUGAUAUUUUUAAUUCUAAUUUUGCUCUGAACAAACUGAAUUGAAAAUAAAGGAGCUCUCCAAGCACCAUAACCACUGCAGUGUGAUGUUAUGGUGCCAAGAGUGCCCUGGCACCUACCCCAGUGUAAGUAGUUAAACAAUUUGGUACCUGGUGUUCACUGGGCACUGCACCACGCCACGCCACCUCUCGGUAGGAAGUGAGAACCAGAAGCACCUUCCAGGGUCAACUAAUUGGCUUUGUGUGAUCUCUCAGCUACCAGGCUGGUGUCUGCUGAAUCUCAGGUGCUUAGAGUGUUCCUUUAAGUUUUAAGAGUAGCUUCGCUGAACUACACCCGGUAUUUUUAUUUUUUAUUUCUGCAUUGUUUUGAGUGUGUGUUUUUGUUUUUUGUUUUCCUUCUAGGUAUCAUCCUUCCAUUAAUGCUUUUCACUUAUGUUCUAUAAUAAUGUACAAAUUUCUAAAUGUUAUGUAUUUGGCAGCUGCAAAUAUUUUGUCCUCGACAACCAGAAAGGGACAGAAAGGAACCUUAGUUGGUUACUCACCAGAAGGUACACCACUCUAUAACUUCAUGGGAGAUGCUUUGCACAGUACAUCGUCAUCAAUGCCCAGGUUUAUAAAAGAUUCUCUAAAACAGAUCCUUGAAGAAUAUGACUCAAGACAGAUCUUCUACUUCCUGUGUCUAAAUCUGGUAUGUGUUCUCCUUGUUUUAUUUAUUUCUAAUUGCCCUUUCCACCAUGACCCCAUAAGGCACAGUCACAGAGGAAGAUUAUCAUAAGCUGAUAAGCAUGACUUUAUGAUAUGGGUGGAGUUAAGAUUAUAAGUAGUUCACUUAAAUUGUCUGUCACCUCAAAUGUGCCUUUCUCAUAUUAUUUCCUCUUUAAGAAUCUAUUCUUCAUUUCUGAUUGACUUCUAUUUAAUACAUAAGGCGAAGUAUGGACUACUUUGUCUUAUGUAUUUUUCCUACGCUUCACAAAAAUUUCCUAAUUUCACGUUUGUCAUGCUAACGAAGAGGGAAGCUUGCCUCCAUCCUUUGUCAAGUUUUGUCAAGCAUCCAUUUCUGUUGGACACUGCCCAAUCAGAUGUGUAUUACAGCUGCUUGGGAAGUAUGAAUGGCAAGCAUUAAGAUCUGCAAAGCCCCUUACUUCAAAGUGAGUUCAGGCGCAGAGCUAGCAAGGUGUGACAGAGGUGUUUUUAAAAAAAAUGUUGAUUUCCUUUUUAAAAUAAGUGACUUUUUUUUUUUUUUUUUUUAAAUUAGCCUACAGGGACGAUAAACGGAACACUAAAGCUCCUUAGCAAGCUGAAGAGUUUCAUGUCCUUAGCACAUUACACUAAUUCAUUAAUUGCCAUAUCUCAUAUAUGUUUUAGGAUAAAACCAAGUGGUAUUGGAUUGUCAAUAAAAAGAACAUAAUGGGUUUAUUGAAACUGCCUAUAAUGUGUUUUCUGUGAUUUGGGGGCUUGUUUGUUUUGGGGUUUUUUUUUCUCUUGUUUUUACUCCAUUGUGUGUGUUUUGGGUUUAUUUUAGGCUUUUACGUUUGUGGAAAUUUUUUAUGGAGUGUGGACUAAUAGUCUAGGUUUAUUGUCUGAUGGGUUCCAUAUGUUGUUUGACUGCUCUGCGUUAGUGAUGGGCCUUAUUGCUGCCUUAAUGACUCGGUGGAAGGCAACAAGAAUAUUCUCUUAUGGGUGAGUCCUAAUUUAUUUUCAUGCUUGAUGUAAUAACAGUCACUGUUUUUUGCUGUUUGCAUGUAUGUGACAGAAUGGAAAGAAACAUUUUUCAUUGGUAAAUAUCAAGAAAUCGUUAGUUAUGUUAACAUGGAUUUAUUUUAUGUGUUUAUUUCCCUAAUCCCAUUUCCGCCUUUAUAGGUUUGGACGAGUAGAAAUUCUGUCUGGCUUUAUCAAUGGGCUAUUCUUGAUGGUGAUCUCGUUUUUUGUGUUUAUUGAAGCUGUGGCUAGACUGUUUGAUCCCCCUGACAUUAAUACAGACAUGUUAACAGUAAGUAGUUGUUUUCUUAUAUAUUCUAUGUACAACCUAUGCACUGCUUGUAAACUUAAACACCCAAGAGCCCAUUUUUGAUCCCCUGGCAUACGUGUAUACAUAUGUGUGCUUGUGUGCAUGUCACACCCUCCAUAUACGAUCCAAAACGUUGUACUUUGUUCUUAAAGCCUAUUGUGGAAAACUUGGUGUGCCUAGGGGCUUUCUAUCCUGUUUAACUCCUGACAAUCUGUGACUGCUCUUUGUAGGCAAAGUGACCAGUAGAGGGAUUUGAAAAAAUUUGGUGUAAAUUCAUUUUGAUGUAGUAAUUAGAGGUCUCAUGUCUCAAAGUCUUUCAAUGUUGACAGGAAAUAGAAGCAGAAGUCUGGCAAUAUUAUCUAAAUAGACGUCUGCCAGGAAACAUUAAUCAGCACUGUUCUUAAUGUUAAAUCUAGAAUUUAGUUUUUAAUCUGAGGAUUUUAUCCAUUUAGAUGCUCUGAUGCAUAUGAUCUCUCAUGAACAGAAAUAGACACCAACAAAUACUUUUGUACUGCUGUACAUUAAAUGCUGAUUUUGUUUUGAACAGCCAGUCUCAGUUGGAGGACUCUUGGUAAACUUGGUUGGAAUCUGUGCUUUUAGCCAUGCUCACUCCCAUGGGGCUUCUCGAGGAGGAUGUCCAUCUCAUGAACAUGGGCAUUCUCACCACGGACACAGUCAUGGACAUGGCCAUGGUCAUUCGCACAGUGACCAUGGACAUAAUCACAACCACAGUCACAACCAUGGACACUCCCAUGCAUCUGGAGGAGGAGGCAUGAACGCCAAUAUGCGAGGCAAGUAACCUGUUCGUCAUUAUAAUGUGAAAACACACACCUAUUCAUACAGUAUAUAUGACGAUUAUGUGCAAUGUUCAUGAUUGCACGCACACUUGCAACUUAAUGAAAAAACAAAUGAUUUUAUGAAAUACAAAUGAAAAAGUCCAGGCAAAGUAAAAUUUACAGAGAAUACAUUUUUUUGUAGUGGUGGAAACUGAAUGCAGUUUAACAAUUCAGCUUUCUUAAUUUAAUACAUGGAAAAUGUUAAAACAAACCACUAAGUUAUAUAGUGAGACAGUUUUCUCUGUGGAUUUACAUGCCAAAAGAAAGUUUACACCAGUGACUUUACAAAGUAAGCACGCUUUUAUUUAUUUAAUUAAAAAUAUUAGAUAUCUAUACAUAUCUAAUACAAAUAUUAAGGAAAAUUGUUUCAUACUUACCGUAAUUUUCUUUUCCUGAUCAUUAUUCAUGGCAGCAUUUACUCGUGGGUUAGCUCCUCCCCUUACAGCAGAAAGGACAGGAAAUAGAACUCUGAAACUGGUAUAAAUAGAUCCUCCCCCUUCCCAUCGGGCAGUCUUUGUAACUAGCUUCACAACUCCUAUAGUAUAUGGGUGGGAACGUAAUGCUGCCAUAAAUAAUUAUCAGGAAAAGAAAAUUACGGUAAGUAUGAAACAAUUUUCCUUAUUCCUAAUCAAUCGUGGCAGCAUUUACUUGUGGGGAAUACCCAAGCAGUAUAUAUCGAGGGAGGGACAGAGCUCAAAAACAGCUAAUAGCUAUAAAACCAUUAUUGAGCUGCAUAAACUUUAGAAGACUUUAACCCAUUAAGGACCAAACUUCUGGAAUAAAAGGGAAUCAUAACAUGUCACACAUGUCAUAUGUCCUUAAGGGGUUAAAAAAGCCAAACAAGUAAUCAAUAGGAUAUUGUCAUAAAAUCUGCUCAGACAAGUUAAUUUACCGUAGAGGCUGCGAGGUCAGCAACCUCCUGGCAUUCAAAUGUCUGAAAUAUCCUGAAUAAAUAUAGAGCCAAAUAGGCAUUAAGGCCCUGAUAGCCUAGUCUAGAGACCCUCUAUGAAACCCCCAGACACGGUCUAGAAAUUAUAGAUCUAUUAUGUCAACAAAAAAGGAUAAUGUCCUUCUCUGAUAUAAAUUUAAAACCAAAUGGCAUCAUCAAAUCAGAACCUUGACAAAGGCUUAACUUCCAGAAAUCAUACUGGAACAAUCUGACCAUGUUGGAUGAAAACAGUCACACCAUGCUAACAGGGGGAGAAUUACACGGAUAAUCCCACUACUUUCUGGAUGUAUUUAUUAAAGACAAUUCACAUUGUGUCCUCUUGCCUAGUGAACUACUUACCUGUAGAUACAGGAAACAAAUCAAUAUCUGCCUGUCAGAAAGAGGCAGAGCCUAGUAGAGAAAUAAGAGCCGGUUAUAAAAAACACUGCAACAAUGAAUAUAUAAUGCAGAAGCAGACUCACAACAAUACUACACACCGUGAAUGAAUUGAUACAGUAAUGAUCAGAUACAGGAGAGGUAUAAACCAAUACCAUUACUAGGCAAAGGCAAAAAGAAUCAUAUACAGAUUAGUUGAGGAAAAAAGAAAUAUCGGUAUGAACCGUAGAAUUUGUGGCAACUUCUAAAUUAUAAGUAGGCAAUGUAGGCCAACCACGUCAGUACCUACAUUCAAAGAUAAACAUAUUGUAAAUAGUACAGAUUAUACCAAACAGCAUAAUAAAAUGUAUUAGAGACUGUUGUGCAACCUGAGUAGGAGAUAUGCAAUAGGCGCAUGAUACAUUGUGGCAACAGACAUAAUAAGCAGGAUAGUAGAAGAUAUUCAGUUAUCCUUAUGAGAACAAACAACCGCAUACUUACUCUUACCUUAUCUUCAGAUAGUGAUGAAGUACUUAUGGCAGAGCCUAUGGUGAUAAGCAGUUGGUUUUAUCUGCAAGAUAUCAACACCAAACCAAGCAUAUAAUCCACGAGUAUUAAAUCAAUGCAGUGUUAGGAGUGACCAUAACUUAUACCGAUCUAGGUACAGGGACCAUGUAAAACAUAUGAGUCAAAUGUUUGUCAUCAACAAGCUGUAUUACAUUAUAUUAUAUUAUGCAGGAUGAAUCAACCAUUUAAAGCCACACAUUGGUUGCAAAUUCCAGAUAUAAGGACACCUAGAAGAAUCCCCAUGGAUAUCAGAAGAGAGGUCCAUAAUGGAUCUACCUGUUUAGGGAUUUCCUCUAUUGUUCAGACAGCAGGUGAAUUUUACCUGAAAUAGUAAACCUGGUAGAAUGGUCUGGGGACUGGAAAGACCUUCCAAUGUCAAUUAAAAUACUUGCAAUACACAGUAUCAAAGUUACCUGGAGCAUAUGAGCCUAAAAUAAUACCUUUUAUUGCAGAAAGGAAAUAAUGUUCCCCUUCACAACAGGGGAAUCUGUGAGAAAAUUCUGAACAUUAACUCCUUAAGAACCAAAAGUAUGCCACUCCUGACAUAUACUAAAGGGAUUGCCAAACUUUCAGGUCCCUAAGGAAUAAAAGAGACUACUGAAUAAAAAGUAUAAACCAGACCAGGAGUAGUGAAUUUUUCAGAGUAGAAGCUUGCAGAAAAAUAAAAUGAUACUAAAGUUAUGACCAGGUGAAAGAAAAAGCCAAUAUUAACAGCUUUUAAAUCAGUUAAAUUAGAUUUUAGAAAGAAAAGAAAUAUACCAGAGAAAACAGUCAGGUAAUUGUUUCAGCGUUACCUACUUAUGAGAUAAAUUAAUAGCCCAAUUUGUGCUCCUGCAACCAGUAUGAUCUACUAAGCUGUGCAUCACUAAUCGACAUAUAUCUGAAGGUAAAACACUGCCACCAAUUGAAAAAACAUUCCCUAUCUUGAACUGAGAGGAGAGGAUACCUGGCAAUAGAAAAACUUUUGAGAAAUGGUCUCAUGUAUAAAUACAUAGGAGUUCACACAAAAGGGCCUUAAUUUUGUUAAACAGUACCAUGCUCCAUUUUGGAAAAACAGGUCUCCCUCUCUCCUGGGAGAGGCACUCAGACAGGUUCAGUAACACCUGCAAUCUAUCUGAAGUGGUAAAAUGUGUUAAUUGCUGUGACAAAAUGGCUUUUGUCACUGGGUCUGCAUGUGACAAACUGCCCUACCCCCCUGUCUCUUGGAGGAGCUGGAUUGCUAGCCUCUUACCCUGGGAUGCUGGCCCUUUAAGUUAUGGGGUCUUAAGGCACUUAGGACAGAGCCCUUUGUCCCUGGAUCACAUUGUUCGCCUUAAUUGCUUGGAUUUUACAUUUCCCCUGGUACAUUCGUAUGUUGGUUCGUGCAGUUUAACUUCCAGUACGGCCAGGAUAAUGCUGUUCGUACAGACGAACAAACUGCCGAAUGGCCGACCACCCUGUCUGUGGAGCGUGCUGCUUAUUUACCACCCAGACCUUGCGGUUAACCGCAAGGUAAUUGAUGAAAGGCAUGGUGGUCCGCGUUCACCUACCGAACACGUGGCAAUCGCCAUUUUGUUUUGUCAAACGCACAGCGGUAAAUGGUGAGGAUUCCCUGGAACUGAUUUCGGCGACCUAUUUUGUCGAACACCGCUGCUACCUUCACCCAUCCUCGUUCAUACGGUGGAAAAAUACACGAAUGAAGGGAUAAUACUUCAUUCGUGCGUUAAAGUAUGCGAAAGUGACCGACCCCAGAUAGCUAUACUAGAGAACUUGCAAUCGGUUACAAACACACGAACGGCCAGUGAAAGUCAAACUUCAGUCGACGAUUCUGAGAACUGUGUUUGUGGGAUCUGAGCGCUAUUCGCAUAGAAUAUGCACUCAGAUCCAAGCUAUCUGGGGAUAUGUGGAACUUAAAGUUUAUGUUGUGUAAAAAGAAAGUUAUGUAUUUUUAUUCUGUUUUUGCUAAAUAAGAAAAGACAUGCUUCUUUCCUCCUGGAGAUAAUUAAGGCUCUCUUUGCUACCUUAAUCUAAUUAUCUCCAGGAUGGAAAAGAGGGAGUGAUUUAGGAAAAGGGGAGUGCUUAUGCUAUAGCCACUGUGAUUGGCUACUGUGUUACUUCUGUCCCAGUCUUCCAUCUGGUCCCCUAGGGGAGUGUCCACCAGGUGGAAGACCUGCAUAAAUACCGGGCGGGUAGCCCACAGUAAAUCAGAUCGUUUUACCCCUUCAUGAAGUCUCGACUCAUGUUUGGGGGAUUGGAAGCUAUAAUCACUCUGUUUCAGCGGGAUUUCGGGAGAAGCUGCAAGGAUCAUCGCUGCACGUAUGCAAGGAUCCUUUACAAUUGCUUAUCCUGAAACACCUGUGGGAGAAGGAAUCUAAUACAAAGCCAAAAGCAGUAUGUUUCCUUAUCUACUUCAUUUAAAAAACUGAAAUAGAAAAUCCACAGUAGGCAAUAAUUACUUACCCAGUACAACAGUGCAUUUGUAUUUGCUAGAAUUGGGCAGUGCUACAUUUCAGCGCAAAACAGACCUUAGAUCAUUUGUAUAUAUUAAAUCUAUCAAUGCCGUGUAUAAAUUGGGGUUAUAUAAUACUACCAACCUGCGUGCAGAUUAUAUGAAUCACAUACAUUGUGGAUGUUUCUAACAGCACCUUAUACACAGAUAUAUCAGUUACAUAUACUGAGUCUGUUUAAACAGUAAUCAUACAUAGCCUACCUCUUCUAUAUACAGUGACACUAUGCCUGCACACAUAUUAAGAUUAUAUGAGUGAGAUAAAUUGAGGCUGUGUUUUAACAGAACUUCAUGCACAGAAUAUACAUCUCACAUAUACUGAGGUUGUGACUCACAACCCACACAUAGAACCAGUAUUAGAUUGAAAUCCUAUAGCGGAUGUACUUAUAUCAUUUACAUAUAUUGUGUUUCCACUAAUACAUCAAUCAUAUAAUGAACAGAUACACUGAAGCAAGGUCUCCAACUUACACAUAAAGCAUGUAGAGGACAUAUACUGAGGCUGUGUAUUCACAGCAACACAGAGCAUAUAAAGAACACAUACUGAGGCAGAGUCUUCCGAUAAACUCAUUCAUUCACAAUUUAGUGGAUAUAUAUACACUAAGGCUGUGUCCUCAUAUAAUUCAUACAUAGAGCAUGUAGUGCAUACAUAUACCUGAGGCAGUGACCUCAUUGUAACUCAUACAUAGAGCCUAUAGUGGAUACCUAUACUGAGGCAGUGUUCACACAGUAACUCUUACAUAGAGCAUAUAGUGGAUACAUAUACUGAGGCUGUGUCCUCAUAGUUACUCAUACAUAGAGCAUAUACUGGACACACACUGAGGCAGAGUCUUCAGACCAAUUCAUACAUAGAGCAUAUAUUGGAAACAUACUGAUGCUGUAACAGAAACCAGUUUGUGUACAGAUACUGAGACCGUGUGGUCUCCUGUGCAUUAUAUUCUUCCACUGUCUGCAAAGCCUGCUUAUUUGUGAUAAUGCACAGAUAACAGCAAUCAAUGCCACAUGCCUUGAUAGAAACAAGUGUGUGUAUGGACUUAGAGUUAGGUUUUAAAACCGGUCAUAUACAUGUAUGUACUUCAAUCAGUUAUCCAGGAAAGUUCUCUUACCUAGGAUAUUUCUCUGUCUUCUGGACUGUGGAAUUCCAGCAGACUUUAUACAGCCAGGAUAUCCAUUAUUAGCACUCUUUUUUCACAAAGCCUCAUUGCAUUAUCAGCACUCUUUUGCACAAUGCCUCCUUGCAUUACCAGCACUCUUUUGCACCAAGCAUUCUUUCAUGUAUAAAAUUACCUAAAUGCUCCCCACACAAACCUCCUAAAUGUGACCUAUUUGUUAGAAGGAAGCCUAAUGUAAGCAGCUGGGAGGGACCGAAAGAACAGAGACCCAGGUGCCUAUACUAGUUUUAAUCUAAAUUGCACUUAACUGAACAGCUGCAGGCCUGUGUUUCAGCUGCAAAAUGGGGAUUUGAACAACUGACAGCCUAAACUGUUUAAACUAUAGGCUUCCAUCUGUACCCCAUGUGCCAUUCAUCAUCACCAGUGGAAGAAGGUUUAACCAAACCUCAGACAAGGUGGAAUACGUAGAAUAGGUAUACCCAGGUAUUCACCUUAUGGAAGUGCUGUAUUUUGGGUCUUCAGGGAUAAAGGCUUAGACUCGGCUGAGCCUCAUGUAUGCAGUGGACUACUGUCAUCACUUCAGAGAGAGAAAGAGGUCAGACCCCUGGUUGCUGAAGGAGGUACCCAGGCUGGCAACUUUUACAGAUGUGCUGUUUGCUGGGGCUUCAUGGAUAAGAGGCUGAACUCUGGCCUGGCUUUAUGUAGGCAGUAUAUAACAUACAUCCCCUGAGGGGGUACCCAAGCUGGCCUGUUGCUGGGUCUUCAAGGAUAAGAGACUGAACCCUGGCAUGCAGUGGACCAUUUUCAUCCCCUGAGGGAGAGGUUGGAUCCGACCCCCGGUCACUAAAGGGGGUACCCAGGCUAGCCACCUUUACAAUAGUGCGUUGCUGAGUCUUCAGGGCUUAGAGGCUGAACCCCGGCAGGGCUACAAAAAUAUUGCCUGGUGAGCAUAAAAGAAAAAAUUGCGGCCUGCAUAAGCAGACUCCUUCCAAACUGCUGUGAAGGACAGGAAAAUAGACUGCCCGAUGGGAAGGGGGAGGAUCUAUUUAUACCAGUUUCAGAGUUCUAUUUCCUGUCCUUUCUGCUGUAAGGGGAGGAGCUACAGGGGUUAAAGCGACAUGAGUGCAGAUAAGACAGGUUUGAUAGAACAUAGACACCAUUCUUGCAGAGGGUUGUAAAUAUCUUAUGCGAAGAUCUGAGUGAGGGGUGGGGAGAGAAAGAAAACAAAAACAAGCGAAAGGUGCUAAAAGGGGGAAGUAUUAAUAUAAAGAGUGCCUGAAUUUCCAUCCAAGAGUUACAGGAUAUGCAUAACGGCCUAUAUCCAGCAUACACACACGUACAUACUUACACUCAUGUACAUAUACACAAGUAGUGCAUAUGUACAAGUAUACACAAGAACAUACACCCUAUACACCAGUACAUACAAUAUACAUAUAAAUACAACUAAAUACCCAAAUAUAUGUACAUGCACACCUACACAAGCAUCUAUACAUGUACCUACACAUAUACCAAUGUGCCUACACAUACAUUGACCCAUGUAUAUGUACACAUACACCUAUUCACAUAUAUCUGUGUGUAUAAUAUAUAUAUAUAUAUAAUGUGUUAACCAUAAUCCCCUGAAGUGCUGCCAGACUAACGAUCUCCUUCUCUUGUAGGUGUAUUUCUACAUGUGUUGGCUGACACUCUUGGAAGUGUAGGAGUGAUUGUAUCAACCAUACUGAUUCGACAAUUCGGCUGGCUGAUAGCUGACCCUCUGUGCUCACUCUUUAUCGCUAUUCUGAUAUUCGCCAGUGUUAUCCCUCUACUUAAAGAUGCAUGUGAAGUGAUUCUUCUCCGGAUACCACCGGAAACUGAAAAAGGAAUAAAUAUCGGCCUUGAAAAGGUUAAGCGAAAUUUCAUAUUUAUUAUAGUUGGAGUUUGAGAGAGAGAGAGUAUAUGUGUGUAUGUAUGUGUGUGUAUGUGUAUAUCGUAUUAUGUAGUAGGGGCUGGCCUCUGAUAUCCAGGAUAUGUUAAGGGGAGAAUUCCAUCUAUGUUAAAGGACCACUAAAAUGCCCUGAGGGUGCCCCCACCCUCAGGGUCCCCCUCCCGCCCGGCUCUGGAAGGGGGAAAAGGGGUUAAAUCUUACCUUUUUCCAGCACUUGGCGGAGAGCUCUCCUCCUCCGAUCCUCCUCUUCUCCUCCCCGUCGGCUGAAUGCACACGCGUGGCAAGAGCUGCGCGCGCAUUCAGCCGGUCACAUAGGAAAGCAUUCAUAAUGCUUUCCUACGGACGCUGGCGUGCUCUCACUGAAAAUCACAGUGAGAAGCACGCAAGCGCCUCUAGCGGCUGUCAAUGAGACAGCCACUAGAGGAAAUAGGGGAAGGCUUAACCCAUUCGUAAACAUAGCAGUUUCUUUGAAACUGCUAUGUUUAUGAAAAAAUGGGUUAACCCUAGCUGGACCUGGCACCCAGACCACUUCAUUAAGCUGAAGUGCUCUGGGUGCCUAGAGUGGUCCUUUAACACAACAAAACAUUAUUUAGCUUUGAUUAUUUGGGUGAAUGUUGCUUGCACAAUGGGUAAGUGAUAAACACUUAAGACUGACUUACGCACACAGUCAUGUUUUUAGACUGAUAAACCUUAUGUGGCUUCUUCCUCUGCUAGUGCACCUGCUCGGAAACCUGGAUACUUACAUAUUUACUAACUAAACUCCAAAUUAUCACACAUUUAAUCUGAAAGAAAGAAAACUGAGACAAAAGUAGCUGAUAUGGAAAUAUUCUUUGACUCGGUUAUAGUCACAACUUUUUUUUUUUUUUACUUUUUUCAAAUGUUUUUCCAUUAAGAUUUAAUUCUAGAAAAUGUAGAGUUUAGUGAAUAAACCCAUUGAGCUUUGUGCAAAUCUCCAUUGCACAAACAUUGGUUGAUCAUGAAUGUGCAAAACAUUAUCAUUGUUUGCUGAAGUAUAUGUCAUGUGGAAGCUAGUUGUGAUUUGUGUUUAAUGAAUUAUGAUUGUGUUGUGUAUUUUUCCCCAUGUAAUAUGAAUGGCACCAAUACAUGUAGUGUGGAUAUACCGGAUGAAACUUGUGUGACAAAGAACUGCUUAAUGUAAUAGAUGAUAUAUGUCACUUAGGUAUAGUGUGAAUAAUGGAUGGGUGCAUAUAGAGUGGCCUGUAGCAUCCUACAUCUUUGACUACACCUUCGGAACUUGUUGGAUAAUGCAAUUUGUUUAUUUUAAGAGACCAUCUGCAAGCAAAUUCAGAUUAGAGGAUGAGCCUACACAAUGAUAUUCCUUUUAAAAUGUGCAAUGUACAAUGGUUGAUUGAGCAUGUCAAUGACUUUAUAUAUUCUGAUUUUCAAUAAUGUUUAUUUGCAAUGUUUUCCUUUCAGAUUUCAAAAAUAGAUGGUUUAAUCUCUUAUCGGGAUCCACAUUUUUGGCGCCAUUCGGCAUCUGUUGUUGCAGGGACCAUACAUGUGCAGGUGAUGUCUGAUGUUGUGGAACAAAGAAUUAUCCAGCAGGUAAUCCAGAUUUAAAACUCAUCGCCUGUUUUAUUUUUUUGUUUUUUUCACAGUGUAGUUAAAAUGCAUCCUUACAUGUCAUUUAGAACACUCCUCCCUUUUUAGGAAAAUGUUAAAUUGGCAUUUGAUUAAGUUCUUGUUACUCCCUUUUAUUGUUGUUUCCCUCACUAUGGUGUAACUUUAAAAAACCUUUUGUAGGAAGGUGCAUUUUCUGUCCAGUUUAGUUAGGAAAAAUUUGAAAUGUAGAGAAUUGAUAAGGAAAUAUAAAAAAUGGUAUGCCAAAAUAGCGUAUCUGUGGAUAUUUAUCUUGCCAGUUUGGUUCCUGAGUACAAUGUUGGUUUAUUUACUGAAGCAUGAGUUGCAAAGAACUGAUAAGGUUUUGGUAUUUUUUUUUGUAUUUUUUUUUUUUGACCGUUUAAUUUUUAGUGACCGUUUACUUGCCUGUUUACUUAAUUUGUUGUUUGUGUGGGUUUCUUUUUUUUUAUUUUUUAUUUUUUUUUAGGAAGGGAGGGGGGUUGUUUAGGGCCUGUUGGCAAUGAUACAGUAGUAUUUGUCUUAAGUGUGCAUUGACAUGGUGUUCAGCCUGGUACUAAAUAGGCAAUUAUUUCUGUAAGUAACUAAUGCGUCCUAAAGGCACACCAACAGUCCAGGAUGCAGGCAUUUUGUCAAAUACUGAUCAGGAUAAAAUCUGGAACAUUGGGGGCCUUGAGGACUGGAUUUGGAACAAAUACCACAAGACCGAGUUAAGCAACCUUUGGCACUCCAGAUGUUGUGGGCUACAUUUCCAACAAUACUCUUUGUCAUUGCUGACAAAGCAUCAAAGGAGAUGCACUCCACAGCAUCUGGAGUGCUGAAGGUUGCCUACCCCUGAUAUAAGAUAUGCCAUUCAGAAAAGUUAAAACCUGUUUAAAUGGAUGUCUGUUCCUGUAAUGUCUGGGAUUUUAACACAUUGUUUUCAUAAAUAGGUAACGUCAGUACUUAAAGAUGCAGGAAUCAACAACCUUACUGUCCAAGUGGAGAAAGAAGCUUAUUUUCAGCAUAUGUCCGGUCUUAGUACAGGCUUUCAGGAUGUCCUAGUCAUGACAAAACAGAUGGACACAGUUAAAUACUACAAAGAUGGAACUUACAUCAUGUGAAUGAAGACCAACAUUUCCAGUAUUUUUCACUGUUGUCAAUGAGCAGGGGGAGAUGGGAUAUUUGCACAUAAAUGUACAGAAAUGUUAUUAUAGAUCUGGAUUUUAUAAGUCACAUUUAUUCUGUCUUUAUUGAGACUGAAUCAGGAUGUUUUAUAUCAGACUCUGGUCUUCUUUAUAUGGUCAUAAUUUGGGGCUUGAUUCAGAGGUAUGUUGUAUAUUGUGUUUAUUAAAUCUUAUAAUGGUCUCUCUGGAAGAGCAGGUGCAUUUUACCAUUCCUGAAAUAUUUUGUAUCGUUUAAAUCUGCCAACUGCUUUUGUUUCUGGUAGGUGGAAAACAAAACACACAGAUAAAAAGAAGCAAUUUUAAAUUGUAUUGUUUUAAGGGUAUUUUGUUUUUAGGUUUUAAAAAAAAAAAAAAAAAAAAUCUUUUUCUUUUUCAUUGUGCCUUUGAAAAUAUUUUGUGAUUUAAUCACAAAUCUGCCUAUGUUUUACUCAUGCUGAAGUAUGUUUUUGUUACAAAAUAGCCUCUGCAACAUAUUUAGAAUUUCAAGUUAGUACAUAUGGUAUUUAUUUUUAACUGUAACCAUAAUGAUUUACAAGGCAGGUCUCCGAGUUAGUUGCCUUUUCACAAGUGGUCAUUUUCUAUGCUGUGAGGGUGGUUGAAGUGUGGUGCAUUGAAUACAAAAAAGCCAAAUUUAGUUCAGUAUAGCUGCAUGGAGAAAAUCUCUAAUUUAAAUUUUUUUCAAGUUUAUAAAUUUUUUACACUACGCUUUCUUAUUUUAUUUUCAGUUCACUGUUAAGUGGAUUAAUUCUAAAAUCAACCAUCUGCUCAGCAUGGUUAUGAGAUAACCUGCUUUAAUUGUCAUUUUUACUAUUUCCUGAAUCAAGCUUUAUACUUUCUAGAUUAUAUGCAAUGAUUAUGUAAAUUAGACUCUGACCCAAAUAUAAUCAAUAUUUUCACAAAGCAUUAAAAUAAAGCAAAGUCUUGUUUAAUUUAAGAAACGCAUUUCAACUCUAACCUUAAAGGAGCACUACAGAGACAGGAACACAAACCUAUAUUCCUGACCCAAUAGUGUUAAAAACACAAUCUGCCCUCCCCCCCCACCACAUGGCCCCCUUGCUUUCCUGAAUAUAUUAAAAUAUUACCUUUAUUCCAGUCUGCUGGUGCUGGUUCUGCCUAAUACCUGCCACCUUGGCUGAUAUUAUCAGAAGUGAUGAUCUCUGCCAAUCACAAUGCUUUCCCAUAGUAAAAUAUCGGAUUGACGGAGAUGGUCAAUUCUGAUGAUCAACCAAGGAGGUGGGCUGAGGUGCAGAUCCAAUUGCCGCCCAGGCCAUUCAGCAUCUUCUCAUUGAAAUACAUUGAAUCAAUGCAUCUCUAUGAGCAGAGUUCAGUGUCUCCAUGCAGUGUGCCUUCAGGGACUGACUAUAGACACUGUAGUGUCCCUUUAAGAUCAAAUAGGGAACACAAUUCUUGCACAUUACAAAAGAUUCAAAUGUUCUAUCUAUUUAAUAUUACCAGUCAAUCAAUUGGCCACAAACCGUUCAAGGUACACUCUCUUGUUAUGCAUUAAGAAGAAAAAAUAAAAAAACAUCAAAAGGGUGCUAUAAUUUUGAAGAGAAUUACACUUGAGGUUACUUUUCUGUGAAUGUAUUUUAUCUUGCAUAUAGCCCAGUUUUUGCACCUGCAUAUAUCGAAUGGAAAAUUGAUUUAAAGGUACAUACACAAAUAUUUCAUUAACGGACCAAGCCGAAGGUGUGUUUCAUUGGAGGAUAAUAAUAAUUUUAAAGAUGUAACCUAAAACAUGUUUACACUACCAAAGUGUUCUGCAGGUACUUUGGUCAUUUGAAUAAACGUGGAUUAUUAAAUAAUUUUAGUGUCAUGGGUUAUUAUGCAAUAUCUGUAGUUCACUGAAAAGGAAAUCUUUAUUUUUACUUCAACCCUUACUGCAUGCAUACUGGUAGACAUACACAAUAUUUACCAUACAACUGAAUUGCUGCUUGGUUCAAACUACCACUGUGGAGAUUAUACAACUGAGUAUUAGAUCAAAACUUGUGUUUUUACUUCUACACAUACAGUGACAUAAAUACAAUAGUAAACUUAUGAGGUUCACAUAAAUGAUAAACAUCAGCAUGAAACCAUAAAAUAAGCAACAACCAAUUUACUUAACUGAAUCUAGGGAGAGUGUUCAUAGUCAGCACUUUAAUUUAUUCCUUAUUGUAUUGUAUGGUAUAUGUAUUAUAAUGUCUGCUUGGUAGAGUGAUUUGAAUGUUAAAGAAUUCUGAGA